Messenger RNA from Selaginella moellendorffii, 1530 nucleotides. RefSeq lists its product as uncharacterized. The record is from RefSeq and is a predicted model, not a curated record. The coding region runs from base 32 to 1486 and encodes 484 amino acids. Gene Ontology annotation, biological process: carbohydrate metabolic process. The transcript has 2 exons. Gene Ontology annotation, molecular function: hydrolase activity, hydrolyzing O-glycosyl compounds. NCBI's taxonomy places the organism in Eukaryota, Viridiplantae, Streptophyta, Lycopodiopsida, Selaginellales, Selaginellaceae.
UCCAGUGACUUUGGAUUGCGAUGUGUCGCCGAUGAAUGCUCGCGCUCGUGGCGGCGCGAUGGCAUUCACAUCCCUGGCGCUGCCCACACUCGUCUGGAUCCUCGUCGCCUGGCUCGUCGCGCUCCACUUCUUCACAGGUUGGAUCUCCUCGCCCUCUGCCGCCACUGCGCGGAGCAAUCGCCGUAAGGAUAGGGAUAAUCCGGUCGCCAGGCUGAGCGAUCUCCUCCGCUACUCGGAGCUGGAAGAGAUUGAGGAAAUUCCGGUGUUCUCGGUCAGGAGCAGCAGUGGCAAGAAGCACAAGAAAUCUUCCAAAUCCGCCAAAUCGGCCAUUUCCGACGAUCCUUUGAGCGAGCUGUCGCCGGACAGGCGCCUGUUCUACUUCCCGGAUCGAAAUCUGGCCGCCGUGGAUCCGAGCAGCAGCAGCGAGGAGGAAAGGGAUAUUUUCUUUCCAGGGAGAGAGUGGAGGGAUGUGGAUGGAUUGCCGAUACAAGCACACGGGGGUGGGAUUCUCUACAUUCCCGAGACGAGGACAUUCUAUUGGUAUGGAGAGAACAAGCAAGGACCGACUUAUCGCCUCCACAAAAAAUCCAGCGCUCGGGUGGAUCUGAUAGGCAUCAGCUGCUACUCCUCGCAAGACCUGUGGCGCUGGAAGAACGAGGGCCUGGUUCUCAAAGCCGACACCACCAACACCAGCAGCGAUCUCCACACCAGCAACGUCGCCGAGCGUCCCAAAGUCAUCUUCAACGAUCACACCCGGCAGUUCGUCAUGUACUUGCACAUCGACAACGCAAACUAUUCCAAGGCCAGCGUCGGGAUCGCGACGAGCUCGUCUCCCCUCGGCCCCUUCACGUACCUGGGCAGCACGAAACCACACGGCUUCGAUAGCAGGGACAUGACCAUCUUCAAGGACGAGGACGAUGGCUCCGCCUUCCUCGUCUACUCGUCGCAAUCCAACAGCGAGCUCCACAUCUCCCAGCUCACUCCCGACUACCUGGGCCUCUCUCCAGCAGUCUCGCGCGCGCUCGUCAACCAGCACAGGGAAGCUCCGGCCGUCUUCAAGCACGGCAACUUCUUCUACAUGAUCACGUCGGGGUGCACGGGGUGGUGGCCGAAUCAAGCGCUGCUCCACGCGGCCGAAUCGAUGCUGGGGCCGUGGGAGACUCUGGGCGAUCCGUGCGUGGGUGCCUCGGACGAGUUUCGGCUCACCACCUUCUUCUCCCAGGUCGCGUUUGUUCUUCCGCUGCCGGGGCUGCGAGAUCUAUUCGUGUUCGUCGCCGAUCGCUGGAACCCGGGGAAUCUGAGUGACUCGAGAUACGUGUGGCUUCCACUCACGAUCGAUGGGCGUCUCGACGGCCCCCCGGAAGACGAUAGCUUCGAGUUCCCAAUGUGGUCUCGUGUGUCUGUGCGGUGGCACAGGAAAUGGAAGCUCCCGGAACAUUGGAAGAACGCGAGCCUUGACGACGACGAAGGUGAAAUUUCCUUGUAAAUACUUUUUGUUAUAUUUUAAUCGAUAGAAAUUAGGGUUUUUCA